GUCGUUCUACUUGGCCUCUUCAACGGGCAGGGCAUGGAUUUGACUGCUCCUGAUGUCUACGUACUCCUUCGUACCACUCCGGGUGAAGAGUACGUGAAAUGUGUGAUGCGAAGCGGGAGAAUGCAAGGCGCCCUGCUAAUUGGAGAGACAGAUCUUGAAGAGACCUUCGAGAAUCUUAUUGUCGAUCAAUUGGAUAUCUCGAGUAUUGGCGAGGACCUACUUGAUCCUAAUAUUGACAUUUCUGACUACUUUGACUAA
Rodentolepis nana is the source of this 258-nucleotide messenger RNA. The record is from the annotation of a GenBank genome assembly. NCBI's taxonomy places the organism in Eukaryota, Metazoa, Platyhelminthes, Cestoda, Cyclophyllidea, Hymenolepididae.